UUUUGUUAUCUGAUAAAUGACAAUCAUUCAUUGAAUACAUUAAAAAAAUUCUGAGAACAAAAACACGUCGCCGGAAACUGUUUCCCUGAAAACCGUCACCAUUCGCCGGCGAUGGAUUCCGUCGCCCGGCUCACAAUCAUUCUAUUCUUCUCAUGGAUCGGUCAAAUAUCUUCAGAAUCAAUACUAAAGCUUCCGUCGGAAAAAGAAAUCUCCGGCGAGUACUGCGACAGCUGGAGAUUAGCGGUGGAGACGAAUAAUGUCGGAUCAUGGAAUCAGAUUCCGGCGAAUUGUGUUGAUUCGGUAGCGGAAUAUAUGAUCGGAGAACGAUACAAAAGAGAUUGCGAUGUUGUGGGGAAAUUUUCAACCGAGUUUGCUAAGCGCGUGGCGAUUGGUGGUGACGGAAGAGACGCGUGGGUGUUUGAUAUUGAUGAGACUCUUCUUUCUAAUGUGCCUUACUAUCAAGCCGUUGGAUUUGGGUCAGAAAUCUUCAAUGAGACAUCCUUCAAUGAUUGGGUGAACUUGGCUGAUGCACCAGCUUUACCUGCCAGUUUAAAUUUGUACAGAAAGCUUCAAGACUUGGGCUUCACAAUAUUUCUCUUGACUGGUAGGAGUGAGCAUCAAAGGAAUGCCACAGAGGCAAACCUUUUAUUUGCAGGGUACAGAAAUUGGGAGAGACUCAUCUUAAGAGGCCCUUCUGAUCAAGGGAAAUCAGCAACUAAUUUCAAGUCUCAGAAGAGAGAAGAGUUGAUAAUUGAAGGCUACAGAAUCCAUGGAAGCUCCGGAGAUCAGUGGAGUGAUUUGUGGGGUUUUGCAGUCGCCUCACGGUCUUUUAAACUCCCGAAUCCGAUGUAUUUUAUUCCUUAGCACACAAACUUGUAUGGCUUCUCCUAUCUGUAUUCAUUUUUCACGAUUUGCUUGUUAUAACAAGUGUUCAUAAUUGUUGUUGUAAAAUUAUGCUUGUUAUAACAGGUACUAGUUCUGAUAUGCUACUGUUAUUUUUGUUAGAUAAAAGACUUAUUUUGAGCUUUCAA
Trifolium pratense (red clover) is the source of this 1031-nucleotide messenger RNA. RefSeq names its product acid phosphatase 1-like. The transcript has 3 exons. Lineage: Eukaryota; Viridiplantae; Streptophyta; Magnoliopsida; Fabales; Fabaceae. The record is from RefSeq and is a predicted model, not a curated record. The coding region runs from base 112 to 864 and encodes 250 amino acids. Gene Ontology annotation, molecular function: acid phosphatase activity.